UCACUCAGCUCUAACUAAUUAUUGUUACGCGAGCGCAAAGUGCCUGGAAAAGUUAAGAGAUUUUGUAAAAUUGUCAAAGAAGUUACCUAAAAUGUUGGCAUUGCGCAACCCACAAAGGCUUAACAUACGCGCAUUGUUGCCGGCUGCCUGCAAAAACGUGGGUCUUUUUAGUUACUCCAGCUCUUCGCAGUCGAAAGACGACGAUGGCGCCUCCUCCUCCGAUGAUGAGAAGUCAGCCAAGAAACAGCGUAAAUCAGCUGAGCAAAAAACCGAAACAGCGGCGCAGCGCUUGAAUCGUUUGCUGGGCAGCAUGCAAAUGCAAACUACGGAUCAGUUGACGGCCACAGAUUUUCCACGGCCCGGUGAUGCGAAUCGACGGCGCAGGGAGGCGCUCAAGCAGGAUGCGGCCACGAAGAAUGUCAUCACAGCGGCCAAGAAUAUUGCCAGCAUGCUCGGCACCGACGACAACGAGCGAAAGCAAACCGAAUCCGAAUUGCUGGCCAAACUGCUGGGACACAGCGCUGAAGGUGCUCCGGAUGCGCCACAAAGCGAUGUCCAGAGCACAACAGCCGCACCUGCCAGCGCAGACAAGGAGCUGAAUUUGAGUGAACUGAUUGUGGGCAUGAAGAUCGAUCGGAGGCAGAAGCCGGAGCAACCGGAGCAGACUCGCGGCGAGUAUGUACGGCGCACAUUGGCAUCGCGUCCCAAAUCGAGGACCGGUGAUCGCACAUCGCUACGUCCGCAGCGGCACAUUAAGCGCGAGGCAGAAUCAUUCUCGGGUAGCGUCAAUUUGUAUGGCGGCGAACCGUUGGGCAUCUUCACGAAAGGCUCACCAAAGUUGCUGGAUUCACCGGAUAUGCUCGCCACCUGGUCUGUGUUAAGUGCACGCGAAUUGAAGCUACAGGCAGCCCAUCCACCGGCCAACUAUUUUGAGCAAAUGGUGCAGUGGACAGCGCAGGGGAAAGUCUGGCGUUUCCCCAUUGACAACGAGCAGGAUAUGCACGAGGAGGCGGACGUUGACUUUUCGGAGCACAUCUUUCUCGAACAGCACUUGGAGGACUGGUGUCCCAACAAGGGACCCAUACGCCACUUCAUGGAGCUGGUGUGCGUGGGCCUCUCCAAAAAUCCCUAUGUCACGGCACAGGAUAAGAAGGAACAUAUUCUCUGGUUCCGCGAUUACUUCGAGGCCAAAAAGGACAUACUCAAGGAUCUAAUGAGCAAGGAGAGCAAGGCAAAUGUUAAAAGCAUAACAGCUUAGUUUUGGAUAUUGUAAAAUAUUUGUUAAAAAAAUAUAUAUAUAUAUUUUA
Drosophila grimshawi is the source of this 1307-nucleotide messenger RNA. RefSeq names its product 28S ribosomal protein S31, mitochondrial (gene mRpS31). Bases 92 to 1258 code for a protein of 388 amino acids. The transcript is spliced from 3 exons. Gene Ontology annotation, cellular component: mitochondrial small ribosomal subunit. The record is from RefSeq and is a predicted model, not a curated record. NCBI's taxonomy places the organism in Eukaryota, Metazoa, Arthropoda, Insecta, Diptera, Drosophilidae. Gene Ontology annotation, molecular function: structural constituent of ribosome.